Messenger RNA from Cladocopium goreaui, 1137 nucleotides. Lineage: Eukaryota; Dinophyceae; Suessiales; Symbiodiniaceae. The record is from the annotation of a GenBank genome assembly.
CAGCUGUUGCUGGGGUAACCUUGGAGCCUUCGCCAUGCCAUGGUCUCAGCUGUGGCUGCUGGGGAUGCUCCCAACUGCAGCGUUUGCAGCAGCUGCGCAGCGCCUGGGACCUGACACGGGCUAUGCCAAAGCGCAGUGUCUGGAUGGCAGCCCUGGGCUGUACUACUUCAGCCAUGGUAGUGGAGAUGGGAUCAAGAAGUUCUUCAUUUUCCAUCAGGGUGGUGGCUGGUGCGGUUCUGAUACUAGCUGCCUAGAACGGUCCAAGGGCGCUCUGGGUAGCACCAAGUCAGAUGCAGAGCAGAUGGACUUUGAAGCCUUGGGCAAUCUGAAGUUCUCGCGAGAUCCUACGACGAAUCCGCUGAUGUACAAUUGGAACCAUGCCUACCUUCGAUACUGCGAUGGUGGAUACUAUUCCGGCCAGCGCGAUGAGCCCAAGAUGAUUCAGCAGAGCUCCAUUUUCUACCGAGGCCGUUACAUCACAGAGGCCUUGUUCAGCGAUCUGACCAAAAAGUUUGGCUUCGCCAAUACCACGGAUGUGGUGAUCAGCGGCUGCAGUGCUGGUGCCAUGCGAGUCUUUGCCCAUUUAGAUGCGCUCAGAAGUUUUAUUCCAGGUAGCGCCAAGGUGGUAGGUUUGGCAGACUCCGGCUACUACAUGGAUGUCAACAUGUUCACCCCGCUGAAGCGAUAUGUCGUCACGGAACAGAAUGCCACGGGUCUUCUGAAUCAGGAGUGUCUGAAGACGUUUGAGGGUCAAGAGGAAAAAUGUUUGGUUGGCAGUGUGAUCGCCGGCUAUUUGAAGACGCCCAUCUUCGCCUUCCAAAGCCGCUUCGACUCGGACCAACGGAGUUGUGAGAUGGGUCCCCUCUGUCGCUUGUCCACUUCUUGUGUGAAAGCCUAUGCAGGCAACCUUUCGCAGUCCUUGGAGAAGACGCUUCAACAUCCGCAUGGCUACUUUUUAGACAGCUGUGUUCGACACUGCUCUUUUGACAAUUUGGCGCCGAAGGAUGCGAAAGGCAUCUAUCCUUUGCAAGCAUUCGCCACAUGGUAUGGAGGAGGUCAAGCAAAUUAUAGUCAGGAGUUCAUGUAUCCAUGUCCUGACUGUUGCAAUGCUGGCCUAGAGUUAACCAUUUGAUUCGA